CUGGUAUCCACUGCUGUGAGUACAUUUAACCAGGGACGUUUAAAAAGCUUAUUAGUAGUCGGCGGUACAUUUUUCUGCUUAACGGUUGUGCCAGACUAGGGGCAGGAGGCUCUCCCGGAACUCUGCAGCCGCAUCGGCUCUGAUCAUUUCAACAUCGGGGUUCGGUCCAACAUGGCGGCUUACGGAUGGAAAUACUGAUGACAGUCCGAAAGAUCGCCUCGAUUUGUACGAUGGGCGCCAAUGCCUCUGCCUUGGAAAAGGAGAUUGGACCGGAACAGUUUCCCGUUAAUGAACACUACUUUGGGUUGGUCAACUUUGGCAACACCUGCUACUGUAACUCGGUGCUGCAGGCUCUGUAUUUCUGUCGACCGUUCAGGGAGAAGGUGUUGGCAUACAAGGUGCAGCCACGUCGUAAGGAGUCUCUCCUCACCUGUCUAGCUGACCUGUUCAACAGCAUCGCCACGCAGAAGAAGAAGGUCGGAGUCAUCCCUCCAAAGAAAUUCAUCUCGCGGCUGAGAAAAGAAAAUGAGCUGUUUGACAACUACAUGCAGCAGGACGCCCAUGAAUUCCUCAACUACCUCCUCAACACCAUCGCAGACCUGCUGCAGGAGGAGAAGAGCCAGGAGCGACAGCAGAAUGGAAAACUGGUGCAGAAUGGCGGAGGAGGUGGAGGAGGUGGAAGUGACGGGGGAGGGGGAGGAGGAGACGGGGAAGGAGGGAAGGAGACACAACAGACUUGGGUCCACGAGAUCUUCCAGGGAACGCUGACCAACGAGACGCGCUGCCUCAACUGUGAAGCUGUGAGCAGUAAAGACGAGGACUUCCUGGAUCUGUCGGUGGAUGUGGAGCAGAACACCUCCAUCACGCACUGUCUCAGGGGCUUCAGCAACACAGAGACGUUAUGUAGUGAAUACAAAUACUACUGUGAGCAGUGUCGCAGCAAACAGGAAGCCCAGAAAAGGAUGAGAGUAAAGAAGCUGCCGAUGAUCCUCGCCCUCCACCUGAAGCGCUUUAAAUACAUGGACCAGCUGCACCGCUACACCAAACUGUCCUAUCGCGUCGUCUUCCCCCUGGAGCUCCGCCUCUUCAACACGUCAGGGGACGCCACCAACCCCGACCGCAUGUACGACCUGGUGGCUGUCGUCGUACACUGUGGCAGUGGUCCCAACCGGGGACACUACAUCACCAUCGUCAAGAGCCACGGCUUCUGGCUGCUGUUUGAUGACGACAUCGUAGAGAAAAUUGACGCGCAGGCGAUCGAGGAGUUCUACGGUCUGACGUCAGACAUUUCCAAGAACUCUGAGUCAGGAUACAUCCUGUUCUACCAGUCCAGAGACUGACCCAGCCAGCGGGAAAUCCCCAGCAGACUGUCACUCAGCAGAGGGGGAGGCGCUUAUGGCCGCCACCGGCUCCGCCCGGUACGCUCACACAAGUAUCCAGGCUUUAUUCCCUGUAGGCGGAGCUUUGCACUGGAGCACCACUCGGAUCGGUUGGGACUGGUUCAGGGUCGCAGCCUCCUGGAUUACGACCAUUCAAACCCUCUGAGCCCACACUGCGAAAAGCACCUUAACAAAACAAGAUGGCCGAGUCUGUAACACUCGCUUUGCACUGGGGCAUCAGCUGGGAGUUACGCCGAUCCAAGAGGCUGACAUCACCAUGUGCACAGCGGCUCUUUUCGGAGGGUAUGGCAGUUUGGGAAUGUUGAGACGAUGCAGAGUAACUAAUCAACUGUUUUGGAUGAGACAACUUCUGAUUGUAAUCCACCUCGUCACGGUAACCAUUAAGUGUCAUCACAGUUUUCUUUAGAGUUUUUUUGUGUGUGUGUGUGUGCGCGCGCAUAUUAUAACGUGCUAAAUUAGCGUAACGCUAACACACAGGUACCUUGCGUUCACCCCAAACAAACCCCCCACCAACACCACCAAAACAUGUCAGAGAAACUAACAUCUGGCUGUUAGAAGUCUCACUUGUCACAACAAAACCACUGACGCAGGCUUUAGCGAUUGAAUAGCUUGGACGUGGAGCGCGGUGCGUGAUGCAGUUACUAGUUUGCAGUGUUUGUAUCAUGUAUCUAUGCUAAUGACAUAGUGUUAAAGGUAUAGCAUGAAAACCAGCUAUCAGAGAGAUGCUGGUGAAUCUGUUGGACGGGCUCAUUGUUGGGAAAACCAUUUAAAGAGGGUUUUUUGCUGUAAAUAUCAGCGAUCUGUGUCUUAAAGCAGAAACAUGAAGUCUGGGUGAACAUCAGUUUGUCCUGUUGAUGUUUUUUUUCAGCAGAAACUGGUAAACCCCAAAAAGGACGAGCCUUACAGAUCACCAACAACCCUCUCCCACUUUCAAAAAGGCCAGCUGGCUGAGUGAAAGUGGCUGGUAAGAGUUUUAGUUUUAAAGUUACUGGCGUGUGUCGUGCCAUUACGGGUCAUGUUUGCUGCCACAGCUGAAAAAGUCAACUGAAGGAAGGACACCGAACGAAAAGCGGUGAGGUGUUCAAAGUUAAACAGCAUAAGCUAACAAGUCAACCUAAAUCACACAGUUUCUUUUGUGGUUUGCCUUCAAAGAUUGGUGUCGUUUUAACCUUUUUUGACUUGUUUUAAGAUGCCAGAAUUUGCACAUUUGUGCCAUUUUAAAAAGGAACAGAUGUGUUUUUCUUUUAAGUCAGUUCUGACAUCCAAACUGCCACACUACGUACAGGUUGAAUGUUUGUGUUUAGUGUGUCUUAUCCUUUUGUUCCUCGUUUAUUAAAGCUUUAUUUCUGGACAGCAAACUAACACAGACCUCGCUGCAGCUGGUUCAGCACUCAUAAUAUCAGCCACCAGUCCCACGCUGGCAAAUUUUGACUCUGGCUUAAGUGUUUCUCCUGCAGCUGCAGCUCUGGCAGGCUGUCAGACAUUUUACAUAACAUGUUUUUCACUCCAGAAUCUUAAAUUGGAGCCCUCACUAAUGCUGAGUGAUGCUAACGGGCUGCUGAUGUGGAGCGCGCCCACUGUCAGUCAGCGAAUGGCGUAUUAAAUACAGUCAGACUGUUGUUUGUCUCAGCCGUUUAAAAUGGAUUCCUCUCCUCUGUAUCCCUCAAAAUCUCAUUUAGAACAACGGAAAAAAGUUCAGGAUGGAAACAACUUAUGAUUUAAUUUUGACUCAUCCAGUUUUAAGAAGCGUUUUAUUUUAAGAAAAGGAAUUUAAUGCAGCUGCUUCUCCAAUUUGAACCUGCCUUUCUCCAUUUUGUAUUAUUGUAAAUUCAAACCUUCAGUCAUUGAUUUUUCAAUUGUUGUCUUCCUCGGCUCUAGACAUGCUGAAGAUAAACAACAAAUAUAUGAAAUUAAAGAAUCAGUAAUGUCCCCAAUACGGCUGGAACUAACAUUUUAUUUUUUUUAUAAUCGUUCUUUCGACAUAAGAUUUAGUCUAUAAAAUGUCAGAAAACAAAACAUCUUGACUUCUCAGAGCCAAAGGGAUGUUUUCAAAUAGCUCGUUCUGUCCUACAAAACGGUGCAUAACUUAAAAAAUUUUAAUUUUACAGUGAUAGACAACAGACAAAACAUCCUCACAUUUGAGAAGCUGCAGUCAGUAAAUGUUUGGCAUUUUUGCAAGUAGUUUUCUGACGAUCAUGUCAGCUCUAAUCUCUGUGUUUGCGAGGAAGAGCCAUGUUUCUCCAUUUUGAUCAUCAGAAUCACCUCAAAAGAUCAAACAUUAACAUCUGUGGUAUUAUCCUCACACUCUGGAGGUAAAAGAGUGGAGUUAAUGCUUUUUAACUGGACAAACAGGAGCCAUUUUAAAGCCUGGUCAUGGGCAACAACCUUCCUUUUCUCCUUUUGUUGUUUUUCUUUAACGCACAAACAAACCAAAUGUAGGUUGUUGGGUUUUUUCAGUUUAAUCUUGUUUUUUUCUGAAGUAUGUUUUACACUGCCGAGCUCGUGAGGCUCCACCUGACUGGGCUGUCCCAGAUUAACAAGCAAUGCCGCACGUGAGUCUUUGUAACAGAGCUGCAGCAGAUGGAAAGUGAAUGGAAACAUGUUCUCUGUAGCCUUUAAAGGUGUUUAUAUUCUGCAGUAGUUGAGUGGCCUGGGCAGUGGGUCAAAUAUUAUCUGAAUGUUAAAAUGUACAGUAAAAUAAAAACAGGGCUGCUGCUUGACCUAUAAACACCAGCUUGAGUUGGUCACGUCUCAAUAAUCUGAAGUUGCUCUCUCUCUCUCGCUAAAACCAGAAAAGCACUUUUAACGACUUUACUAUAUUCUGAAUUUCUUUAUCUCCUUUUUAAGCCCUUCUAUUUGAUUCAGCUCUGAUUCAGGUUGGACAUUCCAGGGUUUGCUGACACUGUUGAACUGUUACAAAAUAAUCUACAAGGAAUAUGAGCUUGCAUGUAUUUGAAUGGCCACCACAGCACUUUGCCAGUUCAACAGAGGCCUCUGUGUUAGCAUACAGGGCUAAAGUUGCCCUUAAAACAGCCUUAGCCCUGAUCCUGAUCCAGGACCAGGUCUUGCGAUGCAUCGUGGCACUGCGUUGCUCUCUCCUGAAACUCCUGAGACAUUUCAGUCUCUGAGCAGUUCAUACAAAUUUGUCAUGUUAAGAAUGUAAAGUACAUACAUGGUGAAUGAAAGGCUUCUCAGCAACUAGGGCUGAACAAUUAAAAAAAAAAACAAAAAAAAAAAACAUUGCAAAUGCGAUGUGAUUUGUGAUAUUGGAGGGAAUGACAGUUUUUACAUAAUUAGUCUUAUUUUAAGUGAAAAACAUUGAAAUGUUUAUGGUAUGAUUUUUACAGAGCGCUGUACCGAACAAAGAUCUUUCCUCAAGUAUGUAGAGGAUGAAUAUGUAGGCCAGGACCUCUCUCUGCCACAUGACAAUAUUUAAGUUUUUUUAUUUUUGCCUUUAACAAAUAUUGCACCUGUAUUGUUGUCCAUAUUGCAUAUUUCAAUUAAUUGUUCAGCCCUAUUAGCAAUUGCAAAAGACAUUUACAUUAAGCGGGAGCAUAGGCACAAAAAUGAUGAUUUGCUCUGACCUAAGAAGUUCUCUGGAAGCACUGAGCUGCUGUGCCCCAUUCUAGUCACUGAGCAGGGAAGACAUCCUGCGCCACCUUUGGUUAACAUGGUUUGAAAUGACUAAUGGAUACAACCUUUCUUGUUCAGGGCAAUGACGCACAAUAAGGUAUUUAUAAAACACUGCCAGCAAACCCAGACAUAUCCAAACUCAUAAUAUGUCAAAUUUUAAAGUAGAAGUUAAAAUCUGUUUAUUAAAGCCACAGAAGUGUUUAUAAAAGUUCUUGAACGUCUAACUUGGCUUAAAAGUUUUCAAAAUAAAGGAAAGGGAGCGACUUCAGAUGACGUGACAUGACACUUCCCUUCACGCACUGGGUUGAGGCUUCAAAGUCAGAACACUAUUUCCUUUUUUCUUCUCCUGUAUGGGCUGCUCUUAAACUCAACUCAUCUAGAUGAAAGGAAGUUCUUUAUGCGCCUUGGCUAAUCUGUUUUCGGGGGCGAUCCACUUUGUAUUUGUUUUUUUUCUACAAUAUUUGUCAGAAAAAGUAGUUUGUUGUUGCACAUAACUUGAAACGCAGGUUAUAUCCAGAUGCCAAAUAGAAACUGUGGACUCCUGUACGAGUUGCUUUCAUUUGUACAAAAUUAGUGUUCACAGCUUUUUAAAGAAGAAUUUCCAUUUACUCAUUGUAUAAAUGAACAAAAACAAGCACAUAACGCAUUAUUUUGGGGAUAAAAGUCCACAGAUUCAGUUUGGAACUGUUUAUGAUUCUGUCUUUUAAUUAAAUGCAGUUUAAUGGAAAUAACUGGUCCUCAAAACUGUAAAUGUGUCUGUCAUCAACAAGGCUCUUUUUUAAUUUAAAUACUAUUAAUAUUAUUGUUAUGAAUGUUUAACUUCUUUUUGUUAGAUGUUUCACUUGUUUUUGAUAUAUUUCACUAAUUUUACUAGUCUACCAUUCUUGUGUAGGCAGCUUCGGAUAUUUGAAGAUAUUUUUGUUUUGAUUUGGGAGGAUGUGACGAGAGAUGUUGACGUGUACAUAAAUACAGAUGUUAUUAUUGGAAUAUAAAUAUUUGCUUGCUUGAAAUAAUCAGCGGACCUACAGUAGGUUUGAAAAUCUCAAAACACUUCUGGUAAUGAAUCAGUAAACCUGGUGCUUAAAACGAAGCCCCACCCAUCUGGCGUCCCAGGCAGCCUAAAACAAACAACCCCAAUGUAAAUGAGCUCAUCUGAAAGGUCACAAUAUAAAACACAGAAAACUGUCUGAUUUCAUGAAUCUGUUGUAGAAGCUCUCCGUACAUUAAACUGCUGCGCAGUUAAAAGGAAAAAUCCACUUUAAAGUACAUUAACACAAAAAAUAAGCCAUUGGUGAGUUGUUCCUUUGUCUCUCAACCUCAGUUUUAUAAUUAAUUUUUUUCCUGUGAAUAACCAGUCAAAGGUAAACGAUAUGGUCAACACCUUAAGACGUUUUGUUGAUUAUCACAAUGUUGAGGAGCGCUAGAACACUUUGCUUCCACCCAAAAAUUAUUUCAGGUUAAAGUAUUUCACUAUCAACCUUCAGGUGUUUUUUAUAAAGUUUAAACAACUUGGAAACUUUCCUUUUAAAUAUCAGAGUUUUGUACGGAUUUUUUUAAUAACACCAACAAACUGCCCAGAUAAAUGCCGAUAAUAGCUUACUGCAGAUGUAUUGGUAUUGUGUAUAUUGUAUGUCCAAGUAAUACAAAACUGCAGUACAGAAUAGAUAAGUCCCUCCCCUUCCGGUGGACCACCAAGUGACUUUAUGUCGUAAUAAUUAAGGACAGUAGUCAACGGAGAGAGACGACACAUUUAUUUUUUUUUAUACUGUUUGAUUGUGUCCCGAAUCACAUAUAUGAUGUUUGUCCAUUUAAAAUAUUUCGUAUGUCAAGGAAGUCACUGUUCAAGUAAAAGACUGUGAGAAUAUACAAUUCUAAAUAACACAAACUUAGAAGUCGCAUGUGACGUCAUAACUUUUUCUCUCAAUGAGUGAAGCUAAUGAUGCUAAAAUUGAAGAACUUACAUGUGUAGAUGAUGUGAUGAAAGGGCCGGGAGUCGUUGGAUUAAGCACAUCAGCUGGGAUACAUUUCUGUGUGGAACAUAGCUAAGUUACCUAGCAAUGAAGAUUAGCGUAGCAUAAUAGCGCUAACAUGUUGGUGACAUAUCGUGCGAGACAAGAGAUGAAGUUGUUCAUUGAGCGGUUUCACACAAAACUAAAUAUUGCUUUACUACAAAAUGCGACUUUCUUGACUUCCCAAAUUUAGAUUGACACUCAUCAUGUGUGUGUAAUUCAGGGCACAAUUCAUAUGGGACAAAAUAAAAUUGUUGUCCACGGAGCGGAAGCGAGGGAUUGCUCUCUAUAUAGCAAUUUAGUGUGUCCACCAGAGAGCACUGAGGAGCUUAUUUUUGAAUUGUAAAAUGUUCCAGUCAACACAUACGUUGGUCAGAGAAUAACUGCAAAUAUAUAUUGUUAGUGGAUAUUUUUUAAAACUCUAAUAUUGACUUGGUAUCAUCCAUUCAACAUCAGGUGUUGGUCAGGCUAAAUAACUUUUUCUUGUAUUUAACAGGGAAGACAUUGUAUUUAACAAAUAAGCUGAACAUUCUCAAAUGUCACAGUAUUUAUGUACAUUAACUGAAAUAAACCCCAAAUUAAUCACAGUAAAAGUAAAAUUAUGAUGCGGAUCAGACAAGAUCUGGUUAAAAAUAAGAAAACGACUUAUUAAUCGGACCAUUCAUUUUAAGUUUUAGUAGCACUUUACCUGUGCUAAAUUAAACUGGCCAUUCGAUAUUGUGAUGUGAUUGCUUACCCAAUCAGAGUCUUGUGGGCAUUGUUUCCCAAACUACGGUGUCAUCUGCAAAGAGUGAGACCUUUUUCUAGAGCUCAAAAGUUAUUCCAACAUUAACCAAUCAAAUAACACAGGAACAAAUCCAUAAUAUUUGACUGAUUCAUAUUAAGGUCCAUCAUUAAUCAAAAGCAGCACAUUUUUGUGACUGUUUUAAGACGGUAUUAUAGGAAGGUAGAAGUGUUCGGUUGGGGGAAAUGGAAGCACCAACAUGUUGCCACUAAAUAACUCAUUAAAUAACAAUAACUGACACCUGCAGGUGGAUUUUCCCUUUAAAAUUAACAGUUUUAAUCGUUUUGUCCUCUGAAAUGUUCUUUUCAGGGUUUCUGUCGUCCACAUCACUCCCUUCUUUUCAAACUCACCAAGAAUGUAAAUGUUUUGAAUUCAGUGUGUGACCAGCAAAAAGUGACUGAUGACAGCAGCCUCACAGAAUGGAUUGUUUUAAGGAUUUAAGAAAAUAUCCAAACUUACAUCAAACCUUGAUAUUGGAUUUGUAACAAUUUAAACAUUAAAAAAGUAAAUUAUGUUUCUGCAUCAAUUUACGUAAAAUACUCAAAUAUAGAACAUUGAAAACAGAAAGCUUGCUGUAGCCUACAACAGAGAGUAAUGUGCGUAGAAUAAUAAAGUCUUUGCUCUUAUUUUGAAGACAGCCUCAGACACACAGAGGUGUUUUAUACUUGUUUUUUGUUACAGCCAUUUAAUUUGCCAUGAAACUGCACGAUGUCGUCUCAGUUCAAGCUUCGACACGGAUCUGAAGGAACUGUUUUGUGGGUCUAUUGCCGCCGCACAUACUGCUGUCUGAAGUUCAUUCUGAAUACAUGUAGAUUCAGUGAAGUUUGGGAAUGACAGCUGGUUCUGGUGGUGUCCAAACUGUUUGAAAUAAAACAAACUGGUUUUGAAGAUGGAAUAAUCCAAA
Molecule: messenger RNA, 8730 nt
Organism: Micropterus dolomieu (smallmouth bass)
Lineage: Eukaryota; Metazoa; Chordata; Actinopteri; Centrarchiformes; Centrarchidae
Gene: usp12b
Product: ubiquitin specific peptidase 12b
Exons: 11
Coding region: 186-1340 (384 amino acids)
Biological process (GO): protein deubiquitination
Cellular component (GO): cytosol; nucleus
Molecular function (GO): cysteine-type deubiquitinase activity; cysteine-type endopeptidase activity
Source: RefSeq, a predicted model, not a curated record